AUCGUCAUUUGGCAGCAGCGACAGUGCUGUUUUACGGUCGGCCUAUCAACUCUCUCAUCACUCACUACAUUCCUCUGUUUGCUUUGCGUGGAUUCUCCCAAAUUCCCAACUCUCUUCAUCUUUCUCACGGUCACAGCUUUUUCGACAUUCCCCAAUACUUUUAUCUCUCUACUCUGAUCGAGAUUCGAGACAAGAGAGAGAGAGAACCCGAACAAAACCGUCACACCAAGCAAGCUCUUCUGCCGACUGUCCAUUCCAUCAGCAUCCGGAAGAUUAAAAAAAAAAGAAAAAAAAAAUUGUCUUAUUUUAUGUUGAAAUCAUAGCAUAUAUACAUUGCAAAGAGGGACAAAUUUAUUUGUUUUAUUGUGAGAUCAAGACAGAGAAAGACAAGAACUUGGAAGAGUAGAAGAAGAGUGGCAAAGAUUUGGAAGAGAGACCCUUUUGGUAUACUUAGUCAUUUUGGAGGAGAGGGAGGAGAAUGGUGAGUAUCUUCUCGCGAUUCUCUGGGAGAACCGGACAUAGACGGGCUCAAAGCGCGCUUGUUGAGAGGCAAGUAUUGUCACCAAAUUCUGAGGUAGCUGGUGCUACUACCAUUGCUGCUGCAGCUGUACCUGCUGCCUCUCACGGGAUUGAAGUGGCCAUAGAGUUUAAGCCAGUUGAACACCCAAUUGAGCCCCUUGACAAUGAUCGUCCAGUAAAAUGCCCCUUACCAGAACCUUCCAUUCUCAAUGAUGGGAGGAUAUGGAAGGAGCGGAUGUCAGCAAAUGGACGGAGGGGUAACUUGCCGGUUAUGAAGGAAGGGGUCAACCUUGAAUCUGAAACUGUUGGAACAAAGCCACGUUCAGCUCCAUCCAAUCGCUUGAUUCUUCCUUCCCUUAGUGCCCCAGAGCACAAUAUCAUCAAUCUGCUGGAAGAAUGUAAUGCAUCAGGGGUCUAAAGUGAUUGUUACCAUCUGAUCGUCCCUGAGAUUUUGUUUUCACUUAUACCAUCGUAUUAUAAAUGCUUUCUUUCCAUAUAUUUUUUCGUUCUUCCCUUUUUGUUCCUUUUCUCUUUUGUUUCAUAUUCUUGUUUGGGAUUAGUAAAUAGACUUGUAAAAUUUUAUUGAAAUAGAAAUAAUAGCAUUUGUAAUCAUGUAAUCUCAAAUCAUAGGAGAAGUCACAUGUUAUGUAAUUAUUUAUAUUUAAGAUCUCAUGAAAGGAAGUAGCAACUAAUGUCUUAGCUAA
Messenger RNA from Macadamia integrifolia, 1223 nucleotides. RefSeq lists its product as uncharacterized. NCBI's taxonomy places the organism in Eukaryota, Viridiplantae, Streptophyta, Magnoliopsida, Proteales, Proteaceae. The transcript is spliced from 3 exons. The record is from RefSeq and is a predicted model, not a curated record. Bases 479 to 937 code for a protein of 152 amino acids.